AUGGCCCCCACGCCCCACCGCCGCUGCCCCAGCUCUCCCUGACAGACACGGCUCAGCUGGGUGCCCGGGGUGGGGACCCCCACCCCAACGGCUCCCCGGGAAAGGCCGGCCGGGUCCUGCCCCGUGUCCUCAGGUGAGCCAGGAGCCCGAGGGCGAUCUCGAAGCUGAGCAGCAUCCCCAGUCCAGGUUGGCAGAGGGGUAGACGCUGACUCUUCCCGGGAGAUGGACAGAGUCACCAGGCACCUGGUCUUCCAGCUCCCGCAGACCUCGCACAAGCACGACUACAGCGAUGCUCACCGCGCCAGCUCGUUCGCAGAGCAGAGGGCCGACAGCGACGACGAUGUGUUUGGCCCCGCUCAACACGGCAGCCAGAGGGUAGAAAAUGACUAUGGCUGGAAAACGAGGUCGAAGACACCCACGUGUUUCCCAGAUGGUGGAAGAGAUGUCUGGACCCCGUCCCCGGACAGGGAGUCCAAGCUGGAGGUGGUGAGGUCGGGAAGCCUGUACGACCUCAGGGCUUACCGAGGUGAGAGGAAACCCUCGAAGCUUUAUGAUGAGGAUGAGUCGGAACAGUACAGGGUCCCUCCACCGAACAUCUCCCCUGAGAAAGCCAGGGAGCUCGAGGAUGAGAGGAGAGAGAUCAUCCGGGACCAGGUGGUGAGGAAGAGCUCCACCAUGGCUGAGAAAUGGAGCUCCAUGGAUGAGCUGAGCUCCAUAAACACCAGCACGGGCAGCCUGGGUGAAGGCCGGCACACAGGCAGCUUCCCCAUUUGCUUUGACAAGUCUUCCUCGGGGAGGGCAGAGACGCCUGUUGACCCUGAAAACAUCAACACGGAGCAGAUCAACUUCUCCGCUGCUCGGCAGCAGUUCCUGAUGCUAGAGAAGACCAACCCGGGCUCUUUUUUCAGCCCAGGGCAACAGGCUGUGUCUCCAAAGCCAGAGUUGAUGACAAAAGCCUCUAGGCAAGAGUGGCAUAGUCCUGAGCUGCCCACGAAGUCUGCAAGAGGUUACGGUAACUCCAGUGCACCCAGACAGAGUAGGACGGACAAGACCAUUUAUCAGGUUUAUAGUGUAUCCUACAAGACACCUGUGAAGGAGGAGGCUUAUGCUCCCAGGAGGGCUGACACUGAAAGGUCGUACCCCAGCAGGAAGAUGUCCAGCUUGACUAAAGCAUCUUCCAGAGAGGACCUGGACUCCGGCUUGGGUGAGAUGUAUAAUGAAGCCAAUGCAGGCUACACGAGUGAUGGAAGUGCAUCCAAUGAGAUCUUCAAUGGCCUCGUGGAUCUGAAGGCUGUCAGCAACGGCCUGGACAAGGAGAAAAAGAUCAGCAACGAGACGCCCAUCGAGCGGGAGAUCCGCAUGGCGAUGGAGAGGGAGGAGAACCUCUGGAAGGAGAGGGGGAUCCAGCGGCUGAUCUCCAGCAGCGAGCUGGUGGAGAUCAGGACCAAGCCUCUCCUCUCCAUGGACGCCUCUCCCGGCCCAGGCAGGAAAGCGAAGGACAAAGGCCGAGCUUCCCUUUACGUCCAGAGGGAAAUCGAGCAGGAAACCAAGCGUGAGGAAGAUCUGAAAAAGCAAAGGAGGCUGCUGGGGAUGUAUGACAGGGGGACACAGCAGGAGCUGGAGGAGUGCAGGAGGGUGUUCGAGCAGGAGGAAGCCCCCCCACAGAAGCCCACCCCCACGAGGAAGGCAGACGAGCAGCGGAGCUGGGUUAAUGAGUUUGUGGCAGAGCAGCUCACGAGCCACGGACCCUGCCCCGCAGGAGACACCAGGGGUGGGAGAAGCCUUCCCAGCUACACAGCGAGCAUCACACACUCCCAGGCGUCCCAGCCACGCUUUGCUGCCAGCGAGAGGAGCCAGGACCAGCCCCUGGGGUCCCCGCGCGUUUCCGCCAGCGCCAGCAAAUGGGGGAGUGAGGAUUCCUGGGGAGGAAGGCUUCCCAGCUCCACCCCAAGCCCCGCCGGCACAGCUGUCCUGCCCAGGGAGUACUUCUCCUUCUCCUUCUGGAAGCCCAAGGUCUCCUUUGUGGACAACAUGGGGACGCAGAACCCGCUGAGGAGGGAGGAUGGCCGGGAGGAGCAGUACAAGCUGAGGACCUGGAAGCCCCAGACGUCAGCGCUGAUCGAGGAGGAGAUCCAGAGCGACUUGAAGAGGGAAGAGGAGCUGCAGGAGCAGCGGCGGCGGCGGCGGCUGGUGGACGGCUGCUCCCUGGUCAGCAGUGACGGCGUUCCCCAGGAGGGCACCCGCUCACGGCACAGCUCCGCUCUUUCUCUUGAAGCUGCUUCAGGUGUCAGCGGCAGCUACUCGGUGUCCGGGUCUCCCGUCUCUGCUCCUGCCUCGCAGCAGGCAGGGGUCCUGGGGCUGGUGUCGUCCUUCACCCCGCUGAGAGUGGCUGGCUCCUCCCAGGGCAGCACGGAGACCCUCACCCCCGACUCGGCGCGUUCCAGCCCCUUCGAAGAGCGGAGGAGGAGGGUGAAGGAGGAUGGAAAGUACGCAGGCAUUGAACCCAUUGACAAGAUCAACACAGAGGUUGUGGAAAGCACCAGAGUGAUCCGUCACAAGAGUGCCAUGGCCCAGCGCUGGGAGGCCGGGCAGUACGUCCAGGACAACGACUGAGGGAGCCCUUGAGGCCACCGGACUUCGCCGUUUACUUGCCCUGUUUGGGAUCAGCUGACACACGAUUGAAAUACCUGAUCAGUUCAGCUCCUGGUUAUCACAGGAAUCAGAGACUUGUACACUGCAAAUCACAUCCGUUUUUAAUAUAACAGAUGAUCCUUCCAAUGCAUUAGGUCUACUCAUUCGUUCCCCCUUCCCUUUGAGGUGAGGUAAUAGUUUUUUUUUCUUAUGAGGGGAAAAAUUGGAUCACUUUCUUUUAAUCACUUCUGCAAGGAGACAGCCAGAUGAAAUCAUACGGUAAUUUAACUUCUUUCUCAUCGGAAACUGUGUCCCUGUCUCACAAUAAAGCUAUUUUAUUUCUAAGUGGUUUUAGGUUUUUAGGUACCACACCAUCAGGCAUCACCUAGGAGGGUACCUCGGCUGACACGUAGGUCUGGAUCAGUACCGGCACCAAACGGAAAUCAGCGUUUCUGCUCCACUCGUGAUCUGCUGAGAUGCAGUAAUACAAUAUACAGAUGUAGAGAAA
Molecule: messenger RNA, 3139 nt
Organism: Tyto alba (common barn owl)
Lineage: Eukaryota; Metazoa; Chordata; Aves; Strigiformes; Tytonidae
Gene: MISP
Product: mitotic spindle positioning
Exons: 5
Coding region: 223-2613 (796 amino acids)
Source: RefSeq, a predicted model, not a curated record